Messenger RNA from Balearica regulorum gibbericeps (East African grey crowned-crane), 660 nucleotides. It is a transcript of the gene CLDN20, whose product is annotated as claudin 20. Gene Ontology annotation, molecular function: structural molecule activity. Gene Ontology annotation, cellular component: bicellular tight junction; membrane. Lineage: Eukaryota; Metazoa; Chordata; Aves; Gruiformes; Gruidae. The record is from RefSeq and is a predicted model, not a curated record.
AUGGCAUCAGCAAGUCUACAGUUCUUUGCUUUUCUUCUGGCUUUGUUUGGUGUUUUUGGAGAUAUCACAGCCACCUUGCUACCAAACUGGAAGGUAAACGCAGAUGUGGGUUCAAAUAUUAUAACAGCUAUCACACAGAUGCAAGGACUUUGGAUGGACUGCACAUGGUACAGCACUGGGAUGUUUAGCUGUACCCUGAAAUACUCCGUUCUCUCUCUCCCCAUCUACAUCCAGGCUGCACGGACCACCAUGGUACUGUCUUGUAUCCUAUCAGCCUUUGGGAUCUGCAUCACUACAGUUGGAAUGAAAUGCACAAAGCUGGGAGGGGACACUGACAGCAAAAGUCAUGCUUGUUUUGCUGGAGGAGUCUGCUUCAUUCUUGCAGGAAUCUUUGGAUUAAUACCAACAUCCUGGUACACAAGAGAAAUUAUUUCAAAUUUUCUGGACCAGACCAUUCCAGAGAGCAGUAAACAUGAACCAGGAGGAGCGGUUUAUAUAGGAUUCAUUUCAGCAGGGUUUCUGCUUAUCGCAGGUGUGAUCUUCUGCACUUCCUGUUUUAAAAAGCAGCAAGGAGCAUGGAUUUACCCUCCUAAGGAGCACCAUUUCCCAUCCACAGAGCAGGAGAGCAACGCAGGUUACAACCUGAAGGACUACGUGUAA